UCCGACCUCUAGCCAUCAGCUGCAUGCGAACCAGCUUUCACUGAAGGUAGCUGUUGAACACCUAAAGAGUUCAGGGUUUCUUCAGAGACCGAGAGAGAGCAAAGCUUAGUCUUGUUCUUUGUCAACAAUGGUGGUUCCGGUGAUCGACUUGUCCAAGCUUGACGGCGCCGAGAGGGCCGAGACGAUGGCGCAGAUCGCCAACGGCUGCGAGGAGUGGGGAUUCUUCCAGCUGGUGAACCAUGGCAUCCCGCUGGAGCUUCUUGAGCGCGUCAAGAAGGUGUGCUCCGACUGCUACCGCCUCCGGGAGGCCGGGUUCAAGGCGUCGGAGCCGGUGCGCACGCUGGACGCGCUCGUGGAGGCGGAGCAGCGCGGCGAGGCGGUGACGCCGGUGGACUACAUGGACUGGGAGGACAUCUUCUACAUCCACGACGGCAACCAGUGGCCGUCCGACCCGCCGGCGUUCAAGGAGACCAUGCGCGAGUACCGCGCCGAGCUCAGGAAGCUCGCGGAGCGCGUGAUGGAGGCCAUGGACGAGAACCUGGGCCUGGAGAAGGGCGCCAUCCAGCGCGCCUUCUCCGGCGACGGGCGGCACGAGCCCUUCUUCGGCACCAAGGUCAGCCACUACCCGCCGUGCCCGCGCCCGGACCUCAUCACGGGCCUGCGCGCGCACACGGACGCCGGCGGCGUCAUCCUGCUGUUCCAGGACGACCAGGUCGGCGGCCUGGAGGUGCUCAAGGACGGCGAGUGGACCGAUGUGCAGCCGCUCGCGGGCGCCAUCGUCGUCAACACUGGCGACCAGAUCGAGGUGCUCAGCAACGGGCGCUACCGCAGCGCGUGGCACCGCGUGCUGCCCAUGCGCGACGGCAACCGCCGCUCCAUCGCCUCCUUCUACAACCCGGCGAACGAGGCCACCAUCUCGCCGGCGGUGGCCGGCGGCGAGGCGUACCCCAAGUACGUCUUCGGCGACUACAUGGACGUGUACACCAAGCAGAAGUUCCAGGCCAAGGAGCCAAGGUUCGAGGCCGUCAAGGCGCCAAAGUCAUCUCCGGCGGCUUAAACCUUUGGGAGAGUAUCUAGUAGUUGUUGGGGUGACUAAACCUCAAUUAUUGGUUAUUUGUUGAGUAUAGAAUGAUGGCCUUGAAAUAAGUCUUGUUUGGGCUGCUAUUUUGAGUUGUUUCAUUGUGGCACAAUGAUUGUGUUAUAAUGGUGUUAUGAGAAUAACCACUUUGUAAUUAUAAUCCUCUUGUUCCUGGUGUUGGAUACAUGUAGGCACAUAUCCAUGUAUUAUUGAGUUCUUUCAGAGCUGUUUGAGAAAGGGAAUGCUAUCACAUAAUUCCUUGAUA
Panicum hallii is the source of this 1343-nucleotide messenger RNA. Its product is annotated as 1-aminocyclopropane-1-carboxylate oxidase-like. Gene Ontology annotation, molecular function: dioxygenase activity. Bases 128 to 1057 code for a protein of 309 amino acids. Lineage: Eukaryota; Viridiplantae; Streptophyta; Magnoliopsida; Poales; Poaceae. The record is from RefSeq and is a predicted model, not a curated record. The transcript is spliced from 2 exons.